Molecule: messenger RNA, 3507 nt
Organism: Corapipo altera (White-ruffed manakin)
Lineage: Eukaryota; Metazoa; Chordata; Aves; Passeriformes; Pipridae
Gene: AGA
Product: aspartylglucosaminidase
Exons: 9
Coding region: 18-1085 (355 amino acids)
Biological process (GO): protein deglycosylation
Cellular component (GO): lysosome
Molecular function (GO): N4-(beta-N-acetylglucosaminyl)-L-asparaginase activity
Source: RefSeq, a predicted model, not a curated record
GGCCGGGCCGGGCAGUGAUGGCGCUGGGGGGCGGCGGGGGAUGGACGGCCGUGGUGGUUCUGGUUGUCCUGCUCCUCUUGCUCGUCGUGUUGCCGCCACUGGGCGCAGCCUCAGCAGCCGCCCUGCCUGUAGUCAUCAACACCUGGGCGUUUAGUACGGCCGCGGAGACAGCUUGGAGAGUCCUGGAGUCAGGAGGUUCUGAGCUGGAUGCGGUUGAGAGAGGCUGUGGGCAGUGUGAGAUUGAUCAGUGCGAUGGGAGUGUGGGAUACGGAGGAAGCCCAGAUGAAAGUGGAGAAACAACUCUGGACGCAAUGAUUAUGGAUGGCAACACUAUGGAAGUUGGGGCUGUUGCGGAUCUCAGACGUGUAAAAAAUGCAAUUGGUGUAGCACGAAAGGUCAUUGAAUACACUAAGCAUACAUUAUUAGUGGGAGAGUCAGCCUCCCUGUUUGCUGUAAGAAUGGGGUUUCCAUACGAAGAUUUAACAACCCAGAAAUCACUUUCGCUGUAUUCAGAGUGGCUUAAUCAAAGCUGUCAGCCAAACUACUGGAAGAAUGUGGUACCAGACUCUUCAAAAUCCUGUGGACCAUAUAAACGGCCUGGAAAAGUAACUUAUAAAGAAGAACAGACCAUCUCACAAAGAAGUGUUCAGAACCAUGAUACUAUUGGUAUGGUUGUAAUUGGUGCGAGUGGAACCGUUGUUUCUGGGACAUCUACUAAUGGUGCAGUCCACAAAAUUCCAGGCCGUGUUGGAGAUUCUCCAAUAGCUGGAGCAGGAUCCUAUGCGGACAGUACAGCUGGAGGAGCUGCAGCCACUGGGAAUGGUGACAUUAUGAUGCGCUUCUUACCCAGUUAUCAAGCUGUGGAAUAUAUGAGAAUGGGAACAGACCCAACAGUAGCCUGUCAGAAAGUCAUUUCCAGAAUCCAGAAGUAUGCUCCAAAGUUCUUUGGUGCUAUCAUUUGUGCCAAUACAACUGGAAGUUAUGGUGCUGCAUGUAAUAAAAUUCCAGGAUUCACUCAGUUUCACUUCAUGGUUUCUAGCCCUUUACUAAGUCAACCAACUGAGCAAGUAGUAGAUUGCAUUUAAUUUCUUUUGUCCUAUUAGCAUCUCAGUUUAGAAGAGGAAAGUGCUAAGGUUCCCUAGGAGUUACUUUUUAAAAUGGUUGUUUCAAGCAUCUGAUGGCUCAAGUGAUCUGUUUGUUUUCCUGAGGACUGAGUAGCUAAAAGUAAUGAAUAGUAACCAUUGAACAGGACCUUUGCUUUGCCAUUUAAAAACAUAUUUUUCAGAAAUCUCAAGUAAAGGGCUGCAACCAUGACUCUACACAGGAGACUUAUUUUGAGACUACUUAAUUCUCUUUCUAAGAUUUAGUCUAGGUUUCCUUUUCUCUUGAAAAUAAAAUUGCAUAAAAAUGCCGACAAGCAAGGAAAUGGGGUUGAAGAGUAGUGGAGACUAUUUCAAAGCCUUAAUGAAGAGAUAAGAAGCAUCUCCUUAUGGACCAUUCUGACUUGUUUCACAACCGCUGAGAAUACAUUUGAAUAGAGAGAACAUGCAAGCAUCCCUGGUAGUACAAACCUUCAAGGAAUAUUGUUUGACUCUGAUUGGAUAUGAAGACAAUUGGAAAUCUUCCUGUCACCUGGUUUCUGUAGUGGAAGUUAAGUUAUGAAUCAUAGUCACAGUGAUUUCUUUGUCACUAAUAUGCUGUGCACUUGCCCUUUCCUGUAGCAUAUUUACCCCUGUAAAGGGGCAGUUGAAUACCUAGAGUUUGACAGUUACCUACAGUUUGGGUUUUGUCACUUUUUGUGUCUAGAGACAGAAGGAUUCAUUUGUAAUAGAACUCCAGGAUCUAUGAGGAUUGUUCCAUAGGUAUUUGAAGAUCUGUUUGAUUAUUCUCUUAACUUGGCAGCCUGCUGAUCAUUUGAUUGAAUCUGUUAAACUUGAGCUAGGAAAAUGUGAAAGGUGGGAGCAAAUAAAAUGAGUGUGUCUUGUCACUUUAAUUAUUCUUUGUCUACUUGAAUAAAAUGAUUGGGUAAUAAAAGCACACCUUAAUGUAUCAUGUAUAAGUAAGUUUGUUUAGAUGCUUGUGUACCUUAGAGUGAUUGUUCCAAGUUGGUAUCUUUAAAAGCUGGAAAUAAACCACUCAAACUAGAAUAGCUAUUUUCAAUGGCCUGCUGUUGAAAUUCAUCAACAAAGUGAUUUAUUCAGAGGAUUCGCUUCUGUCACUGGGUCUUUGGAGCAUCUUGUAGCACAGAAUUCACUGCAGGCCACAAUAAGCUCCAAGUGAGUAUAUCUGUAGUGGUUUAAGAUAAGUUUUUUACUUGUCCUACUUACAACGUUCUGCCAUGACUGCUCUAUCUUCAGAUAACUCAGGCAGUCAAAUGCAAAUAGAUUAAUAAAAUCCCAGUGGUUGUUACAUUGAAGAUUGCAUUGUGGAUUAUAAACAUAGGAGGUUCUGUACUGGGGGUUGAGCAGUAAUGUCUCAAAGUGCUGCAGCUGAAUCCACCAGGACUCAUUCGUGAAAGAGGUUGGGAACAUCCAUGGCACGCUUUCUAGUGUGCUUAUGUCACUGUGCUAGCUAGUGUAUGGCAGUGGAGGUUAUGGGUGCCCUGCAACAGUGUACCUUGAAGUCACUGUUGCAGUGCUAACUCCCUGUGUAGUCAGCUCCUCUGUGCUGGAUGACAGCUGGCUGAACGUGAGCCAGGUGGCCAAGAAGGCCAAUGGCAUCCUGGCCUGUAUCAAAAAUAGUGUGGCCAGCAAGACUAGGGAAGUGCUUGUCCCUCUGUACUCAGCACUGGUGAAGCCACACCUCGAGUGGUGUGUCCAGUUUUGGGCCUUUCACUACAAGAAAGACACUGAGGUGUGGGAGCUGUAUAGAUAAGAGCAAUGCAGCUGGUGAAGGGUCGAGAGAGUAAGUCAUGUGAGGAGUGACUGAGGGAGCUGGGAUUGUUUAGCCUAGAGAAAAGGAGGCUCAGGGGAGACCUUAUUGCUCUCUACAGCUACCUGAAAGGACGUUGUAGCAAGGUAGGGAUCAGCCUCUUCUCCCAGGUAACUAGAGACAGGACAAGAGGAAAUGGCCUUAAGCUGUCCUAGAAGAGGUUCAAGUUGGACAUCUGGAAGAAUAUUUUCACAGAGAGGGUGCUCAGGCAUUGGAAUGGGCUGCCCAGGGAAGUGGUGGAGUAACCACCACAACACUGCAAGUGUUCCAUAAAUGGCUGGAUAUGGCACUUAGUGCUACAGUUUAGUUGACAUGGUGGUGUUUGGUCAAAGGUUGGACUUGAUCUUGGAAGUCUUUUCCAACCUUAAUGAUUCUGUCUUAAUUACUUGUCUCCACGAGAUGUAGAUACUAAUCCAUGUGGUUUGACAAUGUAGGUUGUUUUGUUAUGAUGAAUUAGUUAAAAUGAACAGGUUAAUUUUUGUAAAUUAUUUUGAUAUAUUUUUGACAGUGUAUUAUAAUAUUAAGAAUGCAGCAUUCUGAUGUUUUUAAUUCUGAAUUAAAAAAAAUAAAAUGCUU